Messenger RNA from Microthlaspi erraticum, 867 nucleotides. Lineage: Eukaryota; Viridiplantae; Streptophyta; Magnoliopsida; Brassicales; Brassicaceae. The record is from the annotation of a GenBank genome assembly.
AUGGCGAUGAGUGACGGCGAAGAUAAGUCAGAGAAGCUGCUAAGAGUUGAGAAAAUUGGUGGAAAAGGAAGGAGUUUAGUGGCGGCAGAGUCUUUACGUGCAGGACAAGUUAUCCUUAGAGAGACUCCUCUACUCCUUUACUCUGCUUUCCCUUUUCUCUCUUCCUCUGCUCCUUCUCCGUACUGCGAGCAUUGUUUCCGACUGUUACCUCAAUCGGCGCAUAAAUGUCAGUCUUGCUCUCUCGUCUCCUUUUGCAGACCUAAUUGCCUCGCCUCUCACACUCCUUGGCUCUGCGAAUCUCUUUCCUGGAUUCACCAAUCAUCCUCAUCCGCUUUCUCCGAUCAACCUUGUCAACGCCAAGUCCAAGCUCGUUUUCUCCUCUCUGCUUACAAUCUCGCCGCUUCUUCUCCUUCUGAUUUCCAGACAUUGCUUUCGCUCCAAGGUAACGUAAAUCAUACGGAUUCAGACGCAGCUAACUUCCUUCACUCUCUUUUAUCCGCCGUGUGUCCACCUUUUCCGGUUCCAUUCUCGCCGGAGCUCACGGCAGCUCUACUGGCUAAGGGUAAAGCUAACGCCUUCGGUUUGAUGGAGCCGUUCUCUGCUUCAAACGAGAAAAAACCGAUACGACUACGAGCAUAUGGGAUUUAUCACAAGACGUCGAUUUUCAAUCACGAUUGUCUUCCUAAUGCUUUGAGUAGAUUCGAUUACAUCGACUCUGCUUCCGACGGUAAUAAUGAUAUCAUCAUUAGGACGAUAUACGAUGUUCCUCAAGGAAGAGAAGUCUGCUUGAGCUAUCUCCCUCUGAACAUGACCUACUUGAGCAGACGAAAGAGAUUGCUUGAGGAUUACGGUAACAAAUGUGACUGA